Molecule: messenger RNA, 1311 nt
Organism: Podospora anserina S mat+
Lineage: Eukaryota; Fungi; Ascomycota; Sordariomycetes; Sordariales; Podosporaceae
Exons: 5
Coding region: 1-1311 (436 amino acids)
Biological process (GO): transmembrane transport
Cellular component (GO): membrane
Molecular function (GO): transmembrane transporter activity
Source: RefSeq, a predicted model, not a curated record
AUGAGUGUUCCCGGAGCUGCUCUGUCCGAAAAACACGAUGGCGGUUCACAGUCUGAGGAAGCAGAACGCAGCGAGAUCGAGAGGACGGGAGAGUCGUUUGCUCAUUUGAACGAGAAGGCAAUUCUCCGCAAGGUAGGUGGUAACAUUGGCAAUGCCAAAAUUGAAGGCCUUCAGGAAGAUCUUGGCUUGACGGAUGACCAAUACAACUGGUGUCUCACAGCCUUUUUUUUCACCUAUGCCGCAUUCGAGGUUCCCAGCAACCUGAUGCUCAAAAAGAUCAGGCCUUCUAUCUGGUUGCCAGCCAUCAUGGUUGCGUGGGGCGUGGUGAUGACCUUGAUGGGCAUCGUGCACAACUUUACCGGACUCUUGACAGCUCGCAUCUUUCUGGGCGUUACCGAGGCUGGUCUGUUUCCUGGCGUUGCUUACUACCUCACAAACUGGUACAAGCGUGAGGAGAUGCAGUUGAGACAAGCCAUGUUCUUCAGUGCAGCUUCCAUCGCCGGCGCAUUCAGUGGACUUUUGGCAUUUGCCAUUGGGAAGAUGGAUGGUGUUGGGGGGCUGCAUGGCUGGCAGUGGAUUUUUAUUCUUGAGGCAAGAGGAACGAUCACGCUAUGGUGGCCCAGGCCGAUGAUUUCAAGUGGAAAUAUGUCAGACAGGCAUUUUUGGAUUGGCAGAUUUGGGUCAACAUCUUUGUUUACUGGGGGGUAUGUUGCCCCUGAACCCCUGGAUUUCUCCGGUGCUAACACUUCCAAGAUUGUCUGCCCGCUCUAUGGCAUCAGCUUAUUCUUGCCAACCAUCAUUCAAGCCCGUUCAUCAUUGUUCCAUUACUUAUUAUGGUUGUUGGGUUUUCCAUGUGAGUUUCCAUCUGCUUUGGGAGACAACAAGGUAACUGACCAGAUUAGGUGCAUCGCGUCUGGAAACCCGCGUGUGGUGUAUGGCGGAGUGUUUAUCGCAGCUUGUGCCAUCUACCCAGCUUUUCCAGGCGUCAUUGCUUGGCUCUCCAACAACUUGGCAGGGUCGUUGAAGCGUUCAGUCGGGAUGGCGGUCCAAAUAGGUGUCGGAAACCUGGGAGGUGCAAUGGCAUCCAACUUUUAUCGGGCAAAGGAUGCUCCCAGAUAUCGACUCGGUCAUGGUUUGGAACUUGGGUUCAUUGGCGCCGGUAUCGUCGCUUCGCUCAUCCUGCUAGUUGGGUAUAGCACCGCCAACAAGAAGAGGGCAAAGAAGAUGGAGGAUGGGGAUUUGGGUCAUUAUACGCAACAGGAACUGUCUGAGAAGGGCGACAAGGCCAUUACAUUCCGAUAUGUGUAUUAG